UUUGAGCCAUUUGUUGUUUGUAUUCGAGUACAAAAAUCGAGAUUUUGUAAAGUUUUAUUAUUAUAUUUCAAGGUAUAUUUGAAUUGAAGCUUACUGACCUUGCGGUAUAAUCACCUAGUGUCUUCUUCUUAAUGUAAAGAAAAAAUAACGUUCAAAAUGAAUCGGAUAAUCAUCGCGUGCGCUGUUCUGUCGGUUGCUGCGGCAGCCGUCCUCCCUGAGGAUGCUCAAGCUCAAAUAGUGGAUUAUAUUAACGAAAAUGACGGAAUUGGUAACUAUAACUUCAGGUUCGAGACUUCCAAUGGCUUGAAACGGCAAGAAAAAGGCUCUGUGGUCAACCAGGGUCAAGAAGACGAAUAUAUUCAAGUUCAAGGAUCGUACUCUUACAUAGACACAAAGGGAAGACUCGUUAACGUCGUUUACCGUGCUGACAAAGAUGGUUACCAUCUCAUUGAAAAAGAAAUGGGACCAACCAUCACUUUGCAAUCCUCUGGUCUAUCACCUGCUGCAAUAGCUUCAUUGUUAGGGAAAUAAAGAUUAAAAUAAAAAGAUCAACAUCAUACAAUUUGCAAAUCUAUUAAAUAGGUACACAUAUACAGUACAUAUAAGUAAAAUCGUUAUUGUAAUAAUUUGAAUAAAAUAAUAUUACAAGACUAACAUUUACAAAAUAUCGAUAUAUUAAUAACCACUGUUGCGAACCUAGCUCAGAAAUUACCUAUGUAAUAAUUAUAAUAUUUACAAAAUCCAUAUACAUCAAUUAUUACCUGUAAUAAAUACGUAGAUUGUAUAAAACAAGAAAUAAUUUGAUCAAUAAAUGAAAGAAACGCUAUUUGUUAUGCAGAAAUUAAAUUAACUUUCAUUAUACUUUGUGAAUUAUUUUCAUUAUGAAUUAAAUGUAACUAUUAGUUAAACAGAUUCAGAAAUAGUGUCGAUAUUGUCCUUAUAUGUACAAUUAAAUAUUGAUUUAAACAU
Molecule: messenger RNA, 969 nt
Organism: Spodoptera frugiperda (fall armyworm)
Lineage: Eukaryota; Metazoa; Arthropoda; Insecta; Lepidoptera; Noctuidae
Product: endocuticle structural glycoprotein SgAbd-5-like
Exons: 3
Coding region: 157-531 (124 amino acids)
Cellular component (GO): chitin-based extracellular matrix
Molecular function (GO): structural constituent of chitin-based larval cuticle
Source: RefSeq, a predicted model, not a curated record